AUGUAACGAGAGAGUGUGUUUUAAUUCCAUUAAAUUCCACAAGCGUCCCAGUACAGAAUGCAAAAAUUGUGGUCUCAGUGCAUUUAACCUCUCACACCAAAUUCCCUAAGACUUCGACCCCUCCCCCUUCCAGAGAGCUUGCUUUAAGCUUUUAGACGUAUAUCAGAUAAUCAAGUCUAGUUUCUUGCAGUUGUUUCCAUGGCGGCAGGCCUGUCCAUCACCAUAACCCCUAAACCUUUCCUUUCAUUUCUAUCCUCACAGCAUACGCCGAAGCCAACGCCAAUUUUCCACCCUUUGCUUCACCUCCAAAAACCAACAUAUGGAGCUCGAAAAAAGACAAGCUUUACCGUUUGUUUUGUGCUGGAGGAACAGAAGCAGAGUGCUCCCCAGAUCGUAAAUCUCAUAGAAGAAGGAUCCGAGGAUGUUAGAGAUCGUCAGAUAUUAAUACCCGCACGUGUGGCGGAGAAGUUAGCUAGAAAGAGAUCCGAACGGUUUACUUACCUUGUUGCUGCUGUCAUGUCUAGUUUCGGGAUCACGUCCAUGGCUGUUAUGGCCGUUUAUUACAGGUUUUCGUGGCAAAUGGAGGGAGGAGAGGUGCCGCUUUCUGAAAUGUUUGGUACAUUUGCUUUAUCAGUUGGUGCCGCUGUAGGCAUGGAGUUUUGGGCUAGAUGGGCUCACAGAGCUCUCUGGCACGCUUCGUUAUGGCAUAUGCACGAAUCUCACCAUCGACCUAGAGAAGGUCCGUUCGAGCUAAACGAUGUGUUCGCCAUUAUCAACGCCGUCCCAGCUAUUGCCCUUCUCUCUUAUGGUUUCUUCAACAAAGGCCUUGUACCUGGUCUAUGUUUUGGUGCUGGGCUUGGUAUUACGGUGUUUGGAAUGGCCUACAUGUUCGUCCACGAUGGUCUUGUCCAUAAGAGAUUCCCGGUGGGGCCUAUUGCCAACGUGCCCUACUUCAGGAAGGUUGCUGCCGCUCACCAGUUUCAUCAUUCAGAAAAAUUCAAUGGUGUCCCGUAUGGGCUGUUUCUAGGGCCUAAGGAAGUGGAGGAAGUGGGAGGGAUAGAAGAAAUGGAGAAAGAGAUCAAUAGGAGAAUCAAAUCAAGCUAGGGUUCUUGAUAAUUCAACUGUUGUGAAGGGGGACCCAUUUGUGAGCAAUAUCAGUAUAGAGAAACAAUACUGUCAUUAUUGUAAAUGGAAAAUGAUUUUGAGUUGGUCACUGUUGUUUUCCUACUAGCAGAAAAAUAUGGAUUUCUUUUUCUUUUUUCUUAAAGAAAAAAG
Durio zibethinus is the source of this 1275-nucleotide messenger RNA. RefSeq names its product beta-carotene hydroxylase 2, chloroplastic-like. The record is from RefSeq and is a predicted model, not a curated record. Gene Ontology annotation, cellular component: chloroplast. Lineage: Eukaryota; Viridiplantae; Streptophyta; Magnoliopsida; Malvales; Malvaceae. Gene Ontology annotation, molecular function: beta-carotene 3-hydroxylase activity; iron ion binding. Gene Ontology annotation, biological process: carotene metabolic process; xanthophyll biosynthetic process.